AUGGGACCUUCACCAAGGACUUCUGUUUUUCGUGAGCACCUGGAUUUCGAACCUGCUUCAUCACUGAAUACCGGCAAGAAACGCUCACGGCCUACGCCGAGCGUGCGCUUCCGGAGCAAGGACGACGUGCGAGUCGUGGAGCAGUACGACGAUGCUGUUUCCGAAAUAGGUCGCGAGUCUCACCACAACACGGAACCGCGUAACGACAAGCAGGCACAACCUUUCUCGACACCGACCAUUUCUCCAGCGCACAUUCAGUCACCACUACCGGUGCGAAACACCUCUAGCAUGUAUCGCUUGGGCGUGUUUACCUUCUUGCUCGUCGCAGUCGUUCCGCUGCUGCAGAGCACCUCAUUCUUUGGCCACGCCGCUGUCCUCCAGCCUGUCAGUGGCAGUGUAUUGCCGGCGCGAAGCGAGCUUCAGACUCUUCAACGCAGAGCGGAUAGCCCAACCAAUGUCUGCUUCAGAUGGGCUCAACAAUCCGCGCUCGUCAAUGGAACGCUGUAUACGUAUGGUGGCCAAGCAACGACAGAGCCCGGACAGGACAGCGAUGCAUGGAAUAACUACUUCUUGUCAUUGGACUUGACGAAGACAUGGCAAAUAGCGACUCCAGCAUUGACUGGACGUGCACAACCCUCCGGACCUCCAAACGUCUCUCUGGGAUACCUGUGGAGCUCUCGAGAAAGUCUUUUCUUGUAUGGUGGCCAAUACUCAUGGAAACCACCCGUGGCGCCAACAGCAUACUCAACCUGGGAAUAUGUCAUUGCCGAUGACGAAUGGGUUGAGCACAACCAGCCUGUAACAUCUUCAGGUCCAAGUGCGCCGAGUAAUGAUGAUCCAGUACAGCGUGCUGCUGAAGGAGCGGGAGCAAAUGUGCCUUCUCUUGGACGUGGAUUCUACUUCGGCGGGCAUCUGGACUCCUACACGACAGAGGGGUGGAGCAACGCUGUCCCUCGUGUCUACUUGCAGUCGCUUCUCGAGUUCACGUUCCCGGGAGCGACCAACAACCAAGUCGAGUCGUUGUCAAACGACCGUGCGGCGGGCUCAGAUGGGGUCUACCGCAAUGUCACGGAGGGCGGUCAACAGGCCCAGGUUGGCUUCACGCAGCGCGCUGAUGGCCUGCUCAUCUACGUGCCAGGCUUCGGUGAACAGGGAAUCUUGCUUGCCAUUGCAGGUGGAAUCAACGACACCUUCACCCAAAUGAACAACAUCGACGUCUACGACAUUGCGACCAGCUCGUGGUAUAUUCAAUCGACAUCUGGUCCGACCCCUGAGAUUCGUGUCAACCCAUGUGCGGUCAUUGCUGCCGCACCGGAUGGCACUUCGUACAACAUCUACAUGUUCGGAGGGCAGAAUCUUAUUCCAUUCGGCAACCAAACCCAAUUUAACGACAUGUGGAUCUUGACUUUACCGUCUUUCACCUGGAUAAGAGUCGACACCGACGAUCAGAGCGUGCCUCCUGGACGAUCCGGACACACGUGCAACAUCUGGGAUGCACAAAUGGUGAUGGUAGGAGGAUACACAGGAGAUGGAACUUUGACUUGUGAAACGCCAGGCAUUUACGUCUUCGACUUGAGUGCGCUACAAUGGGUCAACCAAUUCACUGCAUUGUCAGCUGGGGUCGAUGACGAUUCGCGCACAGCUCAGAAGUCAGACGGCAGUGAUUCGACUGGCUCUAACAAUCCAUUCAAUCAACAGCCAGCACAGAAGUAUAGCGCUGAAUCUCCUGGUGGCCUCGAGGGCUCGUAUGGAUACAAAGUGCCCCAAGCUGUCAUCGACGUCGUGGGUGGAAACGAGGAUGGCGGCGCCACCGUGACAACACCUGUGAACACCGCCACCGCCGGUCCUCUCGCAACAGGAAGGCCGAUUACUUACACGAAUGCCGACGGCAGUACCUCAACUUCGAGUCCAGAUUCCAGAGGUGGCUCCAACGGCGGCGGCAGUUCUGGACCCAAUAUUGGUGCUAUCGUAGCAGGCGUUAUUGCUGGCGUAUUCUUCAUCAUUGCCUGCUACCUCGCUUUCUGUGCCUAUGUGUACAGAAAACAGCUACAACUCUACAAACGCCACGUGGAAAUGAGUCAAGCUGCUGCGCGAGGUGAGAAGACGCCAACGAUUCCAGGACUGAUUGGCACCAAUGCCGAUUAUUCGACUGGGAAAAACACCCCAUCAGAUCCAAGCCGCUUUGGAGGCUCUGUCGCCAAAUGGAACACCAACAGCGAAGCCGGACGAGUCAGCGGGAGUGGGCAUAGUCGCAACGAAAGCGGUUCUAGUAGUCGUGGCGGGACAGGCGUCACUGCGGCUGGCUAUAAUGCUGUUAGGAGGAAUAGCGAUGCCAGUGAUGGCGAAGAAGAUUUGCUGGCAGGGCAGGAGCCUACGUUUGUGGGUGUCAUGCUGAAUCCGAGAAGGAGCUUGAGGGUUAUCAAUCGUGAUUAGAGCGACAGGUCUACGACUUUGCCAGGUGUAUUUGGAGCACAGGACAAGCGAUUGUUUGUACAGAUUAUGUUGAUGACAAGAAACGGCAACAGAGACAGAUCGGUUAACAGCAUCGAGCGUAGCAUGGUAAUGGAUAAUUCUGUAUUAUUGGGUCGACGA
This is a messenger RNA of Cercospora beticola, 2592 nucleotides long. RefSeq lists its product as uncharacterized. Gene Ontology annotation, molecular function: protein binding. The record is from RefSeq and is a predicted model, not a curated record. Lineage: Eukaryota; Fungi; Ascomycota; Dothideomycetes; Mycosphaerellales; Mycosphaerellaceae.